CCCACACGUGUCACUGAUCACAUGGUCAUGACAUCACCAAAGGUCCUUUAGCACGCUAGGAUACAUCAUCUAGAAGCAUGAAGGUCCUAUUGCGUCCAGCUUGUGGCUCAGGCUGCUGAGUAUCUUGACAACGUAUUAAACAAUUCAUCAAAAAUGGCAAGCAUACCUCUCCAAGAAUCUGAGCCCUGGUAUGCUGGACGGGUGUAUUCCAGGUACUGGAAGCAUUACAGUCAAGCCAUGCAGUGGCUGUAUAGACAUAAGAGAGCAUACAGAAUGGCCAUGGCAUCCAUAUGUUAUCCCCCCUGGUACCUGGCUGAAACCUUCCAUAAUUCCCGUUAUACAGAUUGGAAAGGAGGAGAGUCCUCUUAUCCCUCUGUCUAUGCAAGGCCCCAGAAGCACGCUGUGCAGCCACGCAGGAGUCACCCCUGUUUAAAGGUAUCAAGCUCUAAAGAUGAAGUGUCUGAAAUGGAACUUGAAGCUGUGUCAUCUGAUUCUGAGGAGGAAGGAAUAGAAUGUGACAUGAGCAACAUGGAGAUAACAGAGGAGCUGCGGCAAUACUUUGCAGAGACGGAGAAACACAGAGAAGAGUUAAAGAAACAGCAGCAGAUUGAGCAGGAAAUGCAUGAGCAGUAUGUUGAUGCCGGUCAUGAUCUACACUUCGCCACUAAAAGAUCAAUUCAGCCUCCUUGUGAACAGCCUGGAGAAAGACGUAGAAUAGAGAUGAACAAACUUUACGGAGAAGAUGCCGCUCAAAUCCAAGGAAUGGAAACUGCAAUGCAACUCAACUUUGAUAGACACUGUGAUAAAAAGCAACCUAAGUACUGGCCUAUCAUCCCAUUAAAGCUAUAAGUGUCUGGGCAGAAGAUGUGAUGUACAUACUGAGGAAGAUUUAUCAAAACCCGUCUAGAGGAAGAGUGGUGCAGUUGCCCAUAGCAACCAAUCAGAUCGCUUCUUUCAUUUUUCCCAGGCCUCUGGGCAACUGCGCCACUCUUCCUCUAGACGGGUUUUGAUAAAUCUCCCCGACUGUAUGUAGCAGCAAUGUCAGAAACCACAGCUGUAUCAACUUAGCAAUAGGUUCCCACACUGAAGUGUACAAACAGGUAAUGUUUUUACAAAUGUAGAAUUUUCUGGUACUGGAUCAACCAUGUGUGAAUUUUCAUUCAAACUACUGUUGACAUUCUGCCAAGUUUUCCUUAUGUGAACUGUACCUGAGCAUAAAAAUAUAGAUUAAAUAGAACUUGAACGUAAAAAAUAGAACUUGAUGGCCAUCUUUUGGUUACAAUGUUGCAAAUGUAAAAUAACUCUCAGCAUGUUGUAUUCAUUACUGACAAAAUGUAUUUGGAGAAUCUUUUGGAAAAACAGGUCACAUGUAUUGCAGACAUUGCAGAAUUGUUUCUGCUCAUGAGCUGUCCUCAGUAAUGGCACAGUGGUUUUGAAGGUUUGUGAAGUCUGGAACUGUUAUUACACAUUGGUCUAGGGCAGUGGUCUUCAACCUGCGGACCUCCAGAUGUUGCAAAACUACAACUCCCAGCAUGCUGGGAGUUGUAGUUUUGCAACAUCUGGAGGUCUACAGGUUGAAGACCACUGGUCUAGAGUCCUGCCAGUAUAUAACUUUUUUUUCUGUAUUUUGUACUGAUACAUAUGCUUACAUAUAAGUCAUCUUUAUAUAUUUGUAGCAGUUGCUGUAAUGUUUAUCAGAUCUUCUCAUUUCCCUCCUUUUUGUAAGUUAAUUAAAACAUUGUUAUUAGGUCUUAGGUCUCAUGCAGAUUUUUUGGUGUGGUACAUGUGAAUUGGGAUUCAGGACAUCCUGCAGAUUCUUUAAUCUUCUUUCAUUUUAUCUUGCAGAAGUGUGCAGAAUUUCUCUGCUGAUUUCUAGGGAUGGACCGAUAUCGAUUUUUAAGGGCCGAUACCGAUAAUAUGUGACCUUUCAGGCCGAUAGCCGAUAACUUAUACCGAUAUUCCGGUCUAAGUUAUCGGCUAUUUCACCCCCCGACCCGGCCCCGCAAUAGCCGCUGUAGAUCAGUGAUUUAAAGAGGGCGCUUUAAAUCAAUGAACUGCAGCGGGUUUCGCUUGGCCUGAGACCACCGCCCGCUUCUCUCCCCCUGCCUGUCCUGGUGUCCUCCCUAGUCCAACCACCACCACCGCCGCUGCCACAUUGCCUCCCCCAUCC
Messenger RNA from Hyla sarda, 2170 nucleotides. RefSeq names its product gem nuclear organelle associated protein 8 (gene GEMIN8). Gene Ontology annotation, biological process: spliceosomal snRNP assembly. Gene Ontology annotation, cellular component: SMN complex. The transcript has 4 exons. NCBI's taxonomy places the organism in Eukaryota, Metazoa, Chordata, Amphibia, Anura, Hylidae. Bases 154 to 849 code for a protein of 231 amino acids. The record is from RefSeq and is a predicted model, not a curated record.